ACUAAUCAAAAUGUUCAAAUUCUUCGCCGUCUGCUUCUUCGCUGUUGUGGCUGUGGCCGCUGCCAAGCCUGGAUUAUUGGCUGCUGCUCCUUUGGCCUACACUGCUCCAGCUGUCGUUGGCAGUGCCGCCUACGUAGCCCCAUAUGCCUCCAGUUAUACCGCUCAUCAUGUGGCCCAUAGUGCUGCCUUCCCAGCUGCUUACACUGCACCAUUUGCCGCCGCCGCUUACACCGCUCCUCUGGCAGCUGCUGCUUACACUGCUCCCUACGCCGCCGCCUACACUGCUCCAAUUGCCCGUUUCGGUGCUCCAGCUUAUACAGCUGCCUACACCUCGCCCUUGGCCUACAGUUCCCCUUAUGUGGCCCGUCCGUUUGUGGCUGCUGCCCCUGCUGCUCCUCUUCUGUUGAAGAAAUAAGUUACCAGGUGAAUGGAUUGAAUCGUUACCUACACCACGCCACCAAAAACAAAU
Messenger RNA from Drosophila willistoni, 469 nucleotides. RefSeq names its product pupal cuticle protein C1B. The transcript has 2 exons. NCBI's taxonomy places the organism in Eukaryota, Metazoa, Arthropoda, Insecta, Diptera, Drosophilidae. The coding region runs from base 11 to 415 and encodes 134 amino acids. The record is from RefSeq and is a predicted model, not a curated record.